Messenger RNA from Bactrocera oleae (olive fruit fly), 2017 nucleotides. RefSeq lists its product as uncharacterized. Lineage: Eukaryota; Metazoa; Arthropoda; Insecta; Diptera; Tephritidae. The record is from RefSeq and is a predicted model, not a curated record.
UCACAGUCUAGCUUGUACUGUGCUUUUUGGUAAAUUUUUGUCAAAUGUAAAAACAUAGAAUUUCAAUUCAAAGCAUUGGAAUUUUUUUCUAAUUUUCUAUAAAAACGUAGGAAAAACGAGCAAAAAACGCAUAAAAAAAUAUAACAAAGUAAAUAUAUAUAUAUUUCGCACGCUUUACACACGCAAUUAAGAUAUAUUUGAGUUAACGGUCAGAUGGGCAGGGAAACAGCGAGCACGCCCGCUAAAAAUUGCGAAACGAACGUGCGCACAGUCAGCACGCCGCUCAACUUGCCUCUCUUCUUAUCAGGCAGAACGCGUUUUAGAGAAGACACUUGGCGCAAGGUGCCCAAUUAUAUUGAGAAGAAGAAGCAUUUCUAUGCCAAACACUGCAAUGAAGCAAAGAAAGUAGAAACAAGAGAUGAGCGAGAUUUGAAAAACAUGAUUGGCGUCAACGGCGCACGACCCGAACCCUGUACCAAUUUGCAUAUAACAAAAAUAACACGCGAAUUGGCUGAAGACAAAGCUUGGAAUCUACCACCGAACAUAUAUGACACGCAGAAGCAGCCAUACGACAAGAAACGCGGUCAUCUCGGCUCCUACUGGCGCAAGGAGCCGAAAAAGGUCACUAACAUAUUCGAUCCGACUUCAGUCGAAUUGGCACGUGCGCAAGUUAAAAAAGGACAAUGGAAGUUCUAUGAUUUGCCGACAAAUGCAGAUUGGCUGGCUGCGCCCUCAAACCGGCACAAGGGUGUCUUCUUAACGAAUGCGCGCGAUAGACGUGCCACAGCGCGUUGCAUGAUAAACGAACCAUCAUUGGUGUACCGCGAUCCGGCCGAACCCUCAGCAGCGCACUACAAUCCGCUGCUGUAUCAGCUCGCCUAUAAUGUUUCGCCACCCAUUUACGAACCCGCACCGAAUCCCCAUCUAUUUCUGCGUCGCACUUCUGUGCCGGACAAAUGUUUGCCGCUGAUACGUCGUCACCUAAGCUUCGAGCCGGCGGUGGGACGCUAUGAGAUACGCUUCCCUAUGCGUUGUGCUUGUACGCGCAAAAUUUUGACUCCCGGCUUGCGUUUGAUUGUCGAUCGUGAGAAACGCUUCAAAUUUCGUCGCUUGCCAUAUAAGAAACUCAAAACACGUAAACUAUGUUCACCUGAUUGGGGGCAUGUGAAGGGGCGCGGUUUUCGUCGACUCUUUCGCCUUUCGAAGGCGUUAAAUAAAACGCUGGGCAGAGAAAGGGCAAGAGACAAGGCCAAAGAGAAAGGCAAGGACAAGACUGAGAAAGUGGGCAAGCAGUUUGUGCUCUAUCCAGAUUCGAAAUAUAUAAAUAUGAUCAAUUCACCGCGCAAAGAACUCAUAUCGGUGCAUUUGGGCGGUACACCGAAAGCGCCCGUUAGAAUACGCUUCAAUUGUAUACUUAAGCGUGUGACGCGUCGUCAAUUGCGUAAUAAUAAGAAAAUUGUAUUCAACAGCGGCAGCGAACGAUUUCCAGAGCUCGAAAUACGUCCGGUACAAUUUACGGUCAAACAAUUGGAGAAUUUAAAGAAUACAUUACCAGUCGAACGUCAACUGCGCGAUUAUCCGAUAACGAAGAAACCAUUGUCGGAAAUCAGUUCGCAUUUGUAUGACAUGCCCGCACAUAUGCGUCCGGCUUAUGAGCCGACUUUGCGUAAACGGCUCUUCAAAUUUAAACCUUUGCCGGAACCGAAAGUGCUUGUGUCGGAAAAACUAUUGCGCUCCAGUUCGCCGGAGGUACAAUUUUUCUACAAUAAACCAAUAGUGGCUGAAAACUUCAUGAAAGAUCGUAGGAAAACUGAAUCUUCACAACAGUACUCAACUGAAAUUAGUGGCGAGGAUAGCACAAAUGCCGCUGUGGCUUCUACAACAGAGUUGCCUACAGGAGAGGUUGCUACAGCAGAGGCUUAGUUAUGUUUAGGAAGUUGUGUCUUUAACAUUUUAUUUGUAAUUCUUUAGCGUGUAUAUCCAAUAAAUUCGAGUGUUUAUUUUUUUGUAACUCAAA